UUUCGUUUUCCACCUCCACCUCCUCCACCACGCUGCGUUCAGGGCCGCACUUGCGCAACCGCAUUAUGGGAAAGUCAGCGUAUCGUCCGGGGGCGUGUUGUGUGUGAGGAGGCGAGAGAGGGAAAUCCAUGACUUCCGCGUUUUUCCUCCCAGCCUGAAACUGAGUGCACACUAACUAUGGGCUAUAAAAAGCCACCAUGUUGCUCACAGACGCGACAUUCACGUUAAGACGCGGACUGAACCGUGUGACAUCAACAUCAAGGAGGAGGACUAUCUUUGAGGAGCUCAGGCAUCCUACUGCCAACUGAUGGGACAUCAAGAUAAAGAGAUGGACGCAGAGUCUCUCCAGAAGAAGAGCAGUGGUCGACGUGGAUGCUGUCUGGACGUUUUCCUCGUCGUGUCCGUCUUGUUUCUGUUCGUGUCGGUGUCAGCUGUGGCUGUCGGCGGGCUGCUGGCUGUGAUGGAGCUAAGAGCCAAACUGGAGUCCCUAACUCAUCCUCAUGUUCAUCCUGAGACAUCCAGGAUGACAGGAGACACACCUGACCCAGCAUACAAGAUGCAGAACUUUGUCUAUCUGGAAGCCAAAUCAAGCAAGUUGAAGACCUCAACCAUGCACUGGGAUGCAGUCGACUAUGCUACUGGGACUUCUGUAGGGAGCAACUUCUUGUUUGACGCCGAGCAGCAUUUGCUGAAGGCCAAGCAGGUUGGGACCUACUUCAUAUACAUCGAUCUCAACCUCACCUGCACCGGCACCUGCGACGCGGGCCUCCUCACCGUGCGCUUGGGCAAUAAGCUCACCUGCGAGGUGGAGCUUCCGGAAAUGGCAGACAUAACGCCUGUGAGCAGGAAGUGCUGGACGGUGAGCCAGCUGGAGGGGCAGAAACUGCUCACUCAGAUGACCGUACCAGAGAACGGGCUGACGGACUGGAAACUGGAACUUAAAGGCUCAGGAUUGGGGAUGUUCCUCGUGGACUGAUGUGGAUGCUGCAGUGCCACACUGCUGGCAGCAGGAAGCAGAUCUGCCCGUGACCUCUGGGUCGUUACUAAAGAACAACACCAGUUUUGUGUUUUCUUAAAGUCCAAGAAGGUGAAAAUGGACAGGCGGCGGCGCCAUUUUCAAAGCUAGGACCAGAUUUCUUGAAGAUGAAGCUUAGCAGGAAUUUCAGGUGGAAUCUGAAGAGAAGUUGCAUUCAUGAUGAUGCAAACAGCAUAAUGGAAAAGACUAGACACUCACCUCAUUCUGUAUACGUUACUCUGUGUAUGAUAUAUUUAUUUGAUAAUAUAUAUUUAUGUACCUAUAUUUAUGUUUUUAUAGACAUUUAUUUUGAUGUAGAUAUCACUACAUUGAUUGCAUUUUUGUGCAAUUCACUGCAUAUUUAAUCAGCCCAUAUGACUUUAUAGCUCUGUUUUCAUUUUAUAAAUGGCUGGGGGCAUAAAGUUGAGGCUUAUUGAUGUGAUUAUAAUUCUGCUCCAAAACCCCAACAAGCUCCUCAGGGACCUCAUUUCGAUCUAGUGUAGUUAAAGUGGACUCAUUUAAUCUCUUCUGGCAAAUGAUGAAAACAGUGAUGACUAACACUCUGCACUUAUAAAUGAACUUUUACAAAAACCCAUAAAAAUGACCUUUCUGUAAUCAAAACAUGACCAGAAUAUCUAAAAUAUCUUUAAUAUGUGGACUCGUGAAUUUAGAAAAUGUUUUGUUUUUUAAAGAUAUGUAAGUCCUAUGGACAAACUACACAUUGUUGAAUGUAUUUUUAUCGUAAUCCAUAUUAAACAUGGAUAUGGUGAACAAACUGAGAUCAUUUUGGUGUGAAAAGUAGAAAGUGACGAGUGUGAAAGCGAUUGUGACAAAGUCUCAAGUGGAAUAUGUGAAAAGUUCAUCGGUAAGGGAAAGUUCCCUGCUGUUACGCAGCUCAUACCGGGAACUAGAUGUACAUCAUUUCCUGUUUAUUUACCAAACAGUGUGGUUUCGAAAAACAAACCUCUAUGUGGGCCAGCAAACAAACACAAUUACACCUCCUGUGUGAUUUAAACCCACGUGAAAAUAAAUGGUACCUGCUAUUAUGAUAUAUGAGUUACGGCUUUCAUUUUGUCAGCGCACACACGAAGCAGAACGCAAAUAUCUAAGAGGAAAUGCUGCAUGUGAUUUUUAAAAAAACAUAGCUGGUUUAAUUAGAUCAUUACUUAUGAACAGUGACUGUGUGCUUUUUAACAUUUCUGCUCUCUCUCUUCCAUUUAUUUUCUUUAUGGUGACUCAUUAAAUAUAUUGAUUCCCAAACUGAGAAACACAUAAAA
Sebastes umbrosus (honeycomb rockfish) is the source of this 2292-nucleotide messenger RNA. RefSeq lists its product as uncharacterized. The transcript is spliced from 4 exons. Gene Ontology annotation, molecular function: tumor necrosis factor receptor superfamily binding. Bases 308 to 976 code for a protein of 222 amino acids. NCBI's taxonomy places the organism in Eukaryota, Metazoa, Chordata, Actinopteri, Perciformes, Sebastidae. The record is from RefSeq and is a predicted model, not a curated record. Gene Ontology annotation, cellular component: plasma membrane. Gene Ontology annotation, biological process: positive regulation of cytotoxic T cell differentiation; positive regulation of activated T cell proliferation.